CUUUCUUUCUGAUUGUAUUGGUAGCUCCAGCGUAACCCUAGAAGGAUCGGCGACGGCGAAUUGAUCCUCUCAUGGGUCCGAACGCGAAAGCGAGAUGGAAGAGGUAUCACAAGAUCGAUAAAGGCCGAAAACCGCGAAGGCAAUACGGUGUCUUGUACCCUCAACCCCCACGGAGGAAGAAGCUGGAGGGGUCUAAACCGCCGGUGGAUCCCGUUGAUUCAGACGCGUAUUCGGUCCACCAGGUUUUAAAUGCUCCGAAACGGAAACCGACGAACAAGGCACCAAAGAAGAAGGAAGAGGAGAGUGAGGAAGAGGAGAGUGCGGAUGAAAAGAGUCGUACGGAGGAGGAAGCGCAGAGUGGCGGUGAAGAGGGGCAUGCGGCGGAGGCCAUAUACGUCAACCCUCCCAGGCCUCCUAACCCUCCCAUGGCUUCCGAAUCAAAGCGGGGGUACAGCAGGAUACGGAAAUGGAGGUUGAAGAAGGCCCGUCAGCAGGCGGAGGACGACAAGGCCACCGACGAGAAGAAAGAGAAGAUGAGUUACGGCAGUCCCUACUGCCAACGCUGCAGAGAAGUUGACGAGCUCACGCUGGUGCCAGUGGCUGACGAUGCAAUGUAUCUGUCUCUCGACGACGACUUUGGCGGCGACGACAACCUGAAACUAAGGGUAAUCCGCUACCGGAGGAAGAAGUGGUUGACCGGGGGUUUUGAUGCUGAUUGUCAUCCUAGCUAUCUUACUUUCGGUGGUAUUUUUCAGCCAUACCAUUAUCGCUUUGUUGUGGGUUUCGACAGGAUGGUUCAUGGGUCCGUGAAAUACGCAAUCAAUGAAUAUAAUCGACUGAAGGAAUUUUUCUUUCUUUUGAAGCUUGUAUGCUAAUACAUUAUUCUAUUCUUUUGUUUCUAUUUAGUAUAUGGUCUCUCAAAUGUCGGGUAUAUAAUGUUUGCAGAAGCAAAAGUUAACUUUGCUUAGGAUUGUGAACGUCACUGCCGAGUCUGCUGGGUGUUACAUAUUCUAUGUAACAUUUGAAGGCGUGAAUGAGUUGCUGAUUAGUAAGGGAACACCUGAUAUCAUUCAUACAUACCAAACUGUAGUGACGUGUGCACUAUGGUUCAUUGGCAAUCAUGAAGUGUUCAUCUUCAAGAGAAAAUUCGAUGACAAAUUGUCGGGUGACGGACCGUCGAGAAGAAAAAGCUUCAGAGAGAAGCAUUUGUUACGGCCAGAACCUAGUUAUGCGGAACUCACAAGAGAAAAGAGAGAAAAGUGGUGGACCUUGGAAGCAGGAGUGAAAAAUCGGGGACCUUGAAUUCUUGCAAGGUUGUGUGUUAUCUUUGCAGGAGUUGUUUGCUACCCUUAUGUUAAUAGUGUUUACGUUCACAUUAGAGAACUGGUGGUAAUGUGUUUUCUUUGCCUGUUAGUAGGAUCCCAUAGAGGAUUUGAUACACUUAAAAAAUAGUUUUGGUUGUUAAUUAGUAAACCAUAUAGCUAAAUGGUUGAGGGUUUGAUGUGAUGGAAAUAUAUUGUUCUAAUGGAGAAAAGAUAGA
Molecule: messenger RNA, 1540 nt
Organism: Linum tenue
Lineage: Eukaryota; Viridiplantae; Streptophyta; Magnoliopsida; Malpighiales; Linaceae
Source: the annotation of a GenBank genome assembly